Bemisia tabaci is the source of this 4209-nucleotide messenger RNA. The record is from RefSeq and is a predicted model, not a curated record. Lineage: Eukaryota; Metazoa; Arthropoda; Insecta; Hemiptera; Aleyrodidae.
CGACCGCCAACUUACAAUCCGGAGGACUACGCUGCAGGGUUGAAAAAAUUCAGCCGCCGAGUGGGCGAAAACAAGGAUGAAAGCGGAUCCAAGCAAAACGAAGCCCCAGAGGCCGAGAUGUCACUGCGACAAUUCACCGGGGUCACCGAACUCCUCACCAAACUUAAAACUGAUCUCCGUGUUGCUUACCCGAGUUUUGUGCAGGAAUUCAUCGGUGACCCACUAGAUGGAGUGACGUUGCUGCUAGACAUGCUUAAAACAAUUCAACAGAGCCAAUCGCAGAACCAAGGCCGGGGGGCCUCAUCCGCACUGCAAAGACGAAUCCUCCUGGACGAGCACGCUUGCCUCUUGUGCCUGAAAUACUGCCUCAGGUGUCAGGAUGCUCCUCGGAGGUUCGCGUCCUCGCCUGCAGGUCUCUUCACUAUUGCCGCUUGCUUCAUGAGCAAUGCAAAUAAAUCUAGGAUCCUUGCCCUUGAGUUACUAACGAAAGUGUGCGAGCACCCAGAGGCCAAAGGACAUGUACCGGUGUCGGAGGCGAUGUCAACGAUGAGACUUCGGUUUGGCGAGCCGGUCCGGUUUAGGUUUCUCGUGGGUAUGCUCAACGGUGCAUGUUUGGAUCUCAUUUGCAACGAUUUGAAGUUCAUCAACGCCUUUGUUGAAACGUCACCAAAUAUUCAAACUAAGUUUUACAUACAGGCCGAGUUGGAUCAGGCUGGCUUCAAAUUAGAAACUCUUCAUAAGAAUCUACCGUGCUCUGACGUCAUCAAGGCAGAGCUUGAGCGAUGGGAGCGGAAUUUCAUCGACGUGGAAUCAAUUUUGAUCAAGUCGGAGGAAGCAGCGAAAGAAGUGGUGGCUCUGCGCGAAAAAGUCGCUCAACUAGAGAACACGAUAACGAUGAUGCAGGAGGAGAAAUUAAAGCAGCUAGUCGUGGAGAAGAACUACAGGAAGAACCUGAAAGAUGUUGACAAACACUCAUCCAAGUUCGAAACUGACAAAUCAAUCUCGCACAUCUCAAUCGAGGACAGCAAAAUAGUCAACGCACCGGCCAAGAAUCGGAAACGACUCGAUAACGGUGACGUCACCCCUGCCGAAGACGAAGGCAUCAGCUCAUCGGAACACGAGGAUAUCGAGGUGGAGGAGCGCGUGCCUGUCAUCUAUGAGCUGAUGACACUGCAGAACGACACAAUCGUAGUGAAGAACGACACCCGAUCCUUAAACGAUGACCCUGGCAACAUCACCGUUGAUGAGGUGAUGAACGAUUUUCAGAAGAUCAUCAACGACGCAGAGAAGCAGACAAACCUUCGGUACAACGGAAAGAUGAGACUAGAGAACGGUGUUUACAGUCAAAGCAACAAGCUGAAUAACAAGAGUCUCAUCAACAACCAUAGCGACAAAAUUAUUAUCAGGAACUUCUCCGAGGAUUCAAAGAUCCCUGAGAAAAGCUCGCAGGAGGCUCUGAUCCUGGAGGAGGAGAGCGACAUCGUGCCGAGCUACAUCCUACCUCAGCCUCCGAGCAGGUGCCGGAGCCUCUACCUGCCGGAGAAGGACUACGACGACGCGAACCCCUUCUUCGACGACGACGAGGACGACCGCUCCUCCCUGCUCAACUCGACGAUCAACCUCGACGUGGACUUCGGGGACGACGUCGAGAACCACGACCAGGCCUACAACAACCGCACCCGCUACAACCUCACCGACGACACGCGGGCCCGCUACACGGCCGACAUGUGCGAGAAGAACAACCGCAAGAACGACCCGAAGAAGAGUGACCCGGGCCGGGCGCGGAUCAAGCGGAGCGACACCUUCCACAACAUCCACAACGAGAUCCAGCAGAAGUUCUACGACGUCUCGGCCAUGAUCAACCGCCGCGGGAGCUUCGACGGUCUCUUCCACAAACCCCGGGAGCCCAAGAUCGGCACCUCCAAGUCGUCCGCCUCCUCGGACAAGCGCCUCAAGUCCAAGAGCCUCGACCGGAUCGAGGACGGCAUCGAGAGGUUCAUCGACAUCGUCGUCACCUCGGACAAGCCUUCGGACUGUGACCAAUGCGACGGCAAGAGAAACAACUGCUGCCGCCGCGUCAAGAAACCGCCCGUGACGAAGCCCAUCUACUUCAACGACGUCUACAAGAACGUCUCGCGGAUCCCCUCGCGGACGGACAAGUACGGCAUCCUCAAGGACUCGAACAAAGCCAAGAGCGAGGCUUAUAGCAACGUCCGCGUGGACAAGUCGCGGCGGACCUCGCCGGCCCUCGACGGAGGCGUCCCGUACAUCAUGCCGAAGAUCUACGUGGGCACGGACCUGGGCUCCAAGGUGGACAAGCGCGACCCGAGCGGGAAGAAGGCGUCUGAGUCGGAGUUCAUCCUCAAGAGGGGCAACAAGAUCGCGGGCCUGUACUCGAACCAGUACCCGGAGUACGACCAUCCUGCGCCCAACCGACCGCGCGGGCCCGUCAAUAGAUCUCCUAGUAAUUUGAAAAGCGUCGACCUCAACUACAGGCGCUCCACACCCAAGUUGGCCGACACGCCGUCCGGUUUGUAUUGAUGCAGAUUUUGUAUAUAUUAUAUUUGGGCGCAUUUAAACGAAAGGAGUAUUUUUGCAUUGGUAGUUUGGAAAGAGACAUCGACGGUGAAACUGCAAAAACGCGUAUCUCGCUUUGUGAUGCUCUAUACUUCUUGUCAUAAUUUGUUUUUUAAAUGAAUGGGGAAAUAUUCAUGCAACACCAUUUCUUAAAAGCUACCUUUUUUCAUUUUUCUUUUUCUAUGUGAAGAAUAUUUGUUGAAAAAUUCAAGUAAAAGUGUUGGUCCAUUCUCCUUCAACAAAAUAAAAUGAAAGCGGAGAUUUCCAACUGCCACAAAUGAGUUAUGUUUUUUUGCAGUCUCCUCUGUUGAAAUUUUCACGUGGGCUUGGGGUGAAAACGGACAGCACUUGCAAGAACAACUCAAAAUUCCAUAUAUUGAACACCAAAGGUAAUUGGGGGUUUUUCUGAAGAUUCUUCCUACAGAAGUCUGUUGACUACUUUUGCGUAAUGUAAUCUCGUCUUGGACAUGAAAACUUCGGAAAAAACUCUUCUCUCUGCUUGAAGCUGAGUCAUGCUAUUUAUCGCCUCGACUUCCGUCUGCAAGUAAAAUAAAAUAAAUAAAUAAAAUGAUUUUUUCGUUGUUUUUAGUAUUUUUAAUAUAGUAAGAAUUUUAAGUUUUAGAAUUUUAAAAUUAUUGGCGAUUUUAGACAAUAGCUGAAUUGGCGUAAUUUUACAACUCUUGAGUAUAAAAUUAUCUCUUAACCUGUUUUCAAACUCUUACCCUAAAAUUCAAUCCAUCUCCUAAACAGAUUGGUUCUCUCUCGAUUCUUCCAAUGUGGAUGCAGACUUCUUUCGCAUUAAUGUGUCCAGCGCCUGGACUGUUGAAUGGUUAUUGAAUGAUUUCAUUGAUAAAUCUUUAUCUUAUCUUAUCAAUACUAUUAUUUGACCAGAGAAAUUCUGUAAUGAUUUAACAAUUUAGGCGUAUUUUUUGUAUUGCUAGGCUGAAUAUGUAAAUAGAUGUGAUUUUUGUCUCGUUUAAUUCUAAGUUGAAGGAAAGGGGAGUUCAGGGGAUUUAAGCCUCAAUAGUGCAACUCACAAAACGCACUGUUUAUAAUUUUUCACAGAGACUCAAAAUUAACUUUCGCUUGAUAUAUUCUGAUGAUUGCAUUGCUUUGAUGGUAGGGUCCAUAGCGUGAUUAAGAGCCAACUCAUUCAAAUUGCCUUCAAUUUUUGAUGUAUGCAAAUAUACGUACUUCUGGACAAGUUUUGUCGUCUACACUACAUAUUGCAGACUCUUUGUCUUAGAUUCGUGGCUCGUGGUGCAGAAUUACGACGGGAUGCUACAUUCAUCUACAAAACCCGUUUGGGAGGGAACAAAAUUAAAGACAAAUGUAGUUUCUAUGUAAUUACCAAAUGUAUUAUUGUGAGAUAAAGUUGAUUGACAUAAGUAUAUUGUAAAAUGAGAGGUUUGUUAAAUUUUAUGACAGAAAUUUGAUAAACCAACAAAGCCAAGACCUAUAGUGGUCAUUUUAGUCAUGGACGAUUCCUUAUAAUUUGAAGAUUUUGUUCAACUUCAACAGUUUCAAAUACAUGCUUAAUGUAUAAAUUAUCCUAUUUUACCUGUUAGAGAUAUGUGCAAUAAAUUUAUUUCAAUGUUUAUCCAACAAUUAAAAUGAAGCUAUGAAAAUGUU